Molecule: messenger RNA, 3877 nt
Organism: Ciona intestinalis (vase tunicate)
Lineage: Eukaryota; Metazoa; Chordata; Ascidiacea; Phlebobranchia; Cionidae
Source: RefSeq, a predicted model, not a curated record
AACUCGCUUUAGGAAGAAUGGUGUGAUUAAUUGACAGUUAAGUAUAUUUAGCAUAAAUCAAGAUGGAACCUUCCACUCCUGAUAACCAUGAUAUGCUUUUCUUCCAUCAACAAAGAAACUCUACUCGCCAAUACAAACGGGUACGAAAGGAGCCAGAAGAGCUCCCGCAAGCUUUACGUUAUUUCAAAUAUGCAAACCUAAACCCGAGAAUAGCAGCGUUUCUGGGGAAACAGGAUCCUAAAAAUGUUUUAAAACGAGCGAAAGGGGCAAAAGACGGUAAAGAGGCUGUUGCGCAGUCUGGAGGGGAGGGUGUUGGUAUCAUGGGAGCUGAGUUUGGGACUGAUUUGAGCCAUGAAGCAAGAAGUCUGUUGCCUGAGAUUGGGCAGGGAAAAUUAGACGUAUUUGGAGAUGACGGGUUCGGGUUUUCUAGACUUUCUUUCAACAACGAUAACGAAGACCCACAGAGAUUUCAGUUUGAAGAGACUACGUUUGCGGCGCCUAAUAUUCUCAGAGAGUUAGCAGAAAAUUUGAGUCGAUUUACAAACACAUUUAAAGAAUACUCACAGCGAACAACUCUGUAUGACCCAGGGUCGGGUGAACCUUUGGCUGCCGAAGCAACUAAGCCUUCGGUACUACUUCCUGCGGGCAUAACUGAGCUACUAUGUCAGGAAUGGGACGACGUCGUUGCUAACACAGUCUAUACGCCUAGAGUUUGGCAAUCAACAGCAUACAUGGGCGGUUAUAAAUACGCAAACACGAUCCCUAGCGCUAAGCCAGCCGCAAAUUUACCCGAGCCCGCAGCUGUUAACACAACCUCACAAGAAAAAUCAAUUGCCGGCGGAAAUAUGAAAUCAGAGUUAAAAAGUAUGGUAGAAUUAUUGGACGAUGCAAGAAACAAACCCCUGUCACGGGGCAUUAAGAAAGAAGGCGAUGUUACCGAUGCCAAACCCGAUGCAAAGAGGAAAACGAAGCCGAGCAUGAAAGACCUUGCUCAAGCUUCGACGUUGUUAUCUGCUGCAUUUGGGAAGAAAGAUUGGUCACAACGUUCAAAUAUGAGUAUUGCUGGUGGUCCUGAAACCACAGGAGUUGAGAAGUUACCACGGCAUGGAAACCAAACUCUUUGUUUCAAUCUUUCUUCAAAGAAAGCUUUUGAUGAAGGUUGGAUCGUCAACUCGCAAAGUGACCAAAAUUUAGAGCAAGAUAAUCUACUUGAGUGGGCAACUGGAAAACUUCAAAAUGCAAUCAAACAAAAGGAACAUGAAGAUGAGUCAGCAAAAGCAACUGGGAAUGACAAAGCACUUUUAAUUCGUUAUUAUGGGGAUAGUAGAAGAGAUACAUUAAUGAAAUUAUACAGAAAAAGUGAUAAUGAAGGAAAGUCUUCAGCUUUACCACCUGGUUUAUUAGGAGGUCGUAAACCAACCAAUAUACCUAAGAUACCACAACUAAGUAAGAUAGAUGAUUCAAAACGUGAGAGGUUUCUGGUUCAAGUCCCAGAUGGUUCUCUAACUGUUUAUUAUCCAAAGUCGGGAGAAGUAGCGAUUAGUGCAAGUGCCACACCUGGUGCUCCCGGACAUCUAUAUGUUCAUUGUUAUGCAAAUGAUGACAUGAGAACUUGUCUUGCUACUUUUACACCUUAUGGAAAAUCAUGCUGCUAUCACUCAAAUGGUGUUCCUGCCCUUGUACUUGCUAAAGAAGGUGGUAUGCUGAAAGCUGAGGAUGGAGCCUUGAUUAAAAAGUGGGAGUGGCCACGAAACAACGGGCGCUUGAAAGAAAAUGUUCUUUAUCACAUAAACAAAGAGAUGUACUUAAGAAUAUCCAGCAGAUCGUUGGUCACUUUACAUUUUACCGCAAAUCGAGAAAGUACAAAACUAAUUGUCGGCACCACGCAAAAUUCUGACCAACCAGACAGUGCAUCGCUGGGCCACCUACAAAGCGGAUACAAACUUUCAUCUAAAGCAGCAACUGAGUACCACGUCACCAAAUCUGGUAAAGAUGAUAAAUCGAAAGCAAAACACAGAAAAACUGCUUUCGGUUUAAGAAAAUCGCAGUCCAAAAAGCCUGCUGAUCUUGAAGAGUUGAAACACUCACUUGAUCCCCCGGAGAGAUUUGAGUUCGAGUCACAAGCCGACAGGGAGCUGCAGAAACUCGUCGAUCGUUCGAAACUUCUCGUUGAUCAAUGGAUGGAACAUUAUAGGAUUGAGGUUGGGAUAAGUUCUCCUGCGCUUAAGAAGCUCUUGGAUAAACCAGAGGUUAAGUCAUCCGUACGAAACAUACAUAGUGCGAGAGAAAGAAAGAUUGAAGAUGACGGUUUUCCUGAGAAAGGAACAAAAUUUCAAUCGUUUCGUUCGCCAUCUGCCCCACCUAAACAUAUGGUUCCUGGACCUCAUUCUGUUAACAUCAAAGCAGACCUGAAGCGAGGUAGUCACAGUAAUGAUAAGAAAUCACCAGAAACUCAUGUUCGUAUUGAAGCUACACCCGUAACAAUUGAAGAUACCCCGAUAAAAACGAGUGAAUCUCAACCUAUACGCUCGCGACCUGCAACGCACAGUUCUCGAAUUCUUAUUCGGCCACAGAAAUCUUCCAUGCGUGCUAGCAGUGUUGCCAGUCACAAAGUUGGCGAGAAAUCGUGGUCUCCAGCCCCAGAGUGUUGCCCAGUGGUUACUAGGAAUAAGAAGAUAUAUACGGACAGCAAAGGUCCGGACCGUCCAUUCUCAUGCAAAUGUAGUAAACAUCGGAUCCCACAAAUUAAUGACAUCGAGUUUGACUGUUACAUCCGCUUGGUGGCGCCACCGAGUCAAGUUGUUGUGAUUUCUAUUGUAAACAGUCUCUACCCUGAUGCUGCACCAUACGAAGCUAUGUUGGAUAAUUUGUACCUUGAUAAAAAUAAGAAUCGUACAAAACCCUGUAUGCAAAGCAGGCAUGACUUGUACAGAAUAUUAAGAUAUGACCUUGCUGUUGCAAAAUCUGGAACAAAUCGAACAACGCCAUUAUUACUUGGAAGACAUAACGUGGUGCCCGGCAUGACUUUGAUGUAUUGUGGAGGACGCCUUAUAUUUGCCGACCAUAUUUUCAAUGGAUACGGAAAUGCAAGGAAUGAUUUCAAGAAACAGGUUUAUAAAACAAGACAAGAAUAUUUGAUGGGGCAUUUACUACCAGAUGAUUUUAGAUUCACCCCAGGCCGGGGCAAACCUGGGGCAAGAGCUGCGUGGGGUGGGGAGGUGGGGGGAGCUGGGGUCGAUGGGAAAGGACGACCUGGUAUGUUCUUAGACCAAAGUCUUGGUGUGGCGAAGGGGGAAAAGUCAAAAUUUCCCAUUUUUCGAACGAUGAACCAACCAAUGGAAGAAACAAAAUCAGCGUCCGAUGUGACAUCAGAGUCUACCAGGUCUCCGAUUAAAAUGCCGCAAUCAAAGAGUUUUGAUACUGCAAGAGACUUCGUCCAAUACAGUCUUUCUACUCGCAUGUACGUCGUACCACCAGGUUCCAAACGUGCACGAACAACUUCCCAACUCUCUACUCCCAACAAGCGACAAUCUGAACUUAACUCCACCUUUCCGCCAGCUAGCGCUACACCGCACUCUGUUGUGACGGAAAACGGCUCCAUCAGACUUGGCCAAAUGAAAAGUUUUGGUAGAAUGCAAGCUGUUAAGUGAAACUAGUUUUCAACUAAUUUUACGCAAACUUUAUUAUGUACAAACACAUUUUUUUGUAUUUUUAUUUCAAUUUAGUGUUUUACUCGAAAUUCGGCAAGCAAUAUUCUGGAAAAUGACUUCAGGAGUUUUCUUACGCAACAACGUCGUUUGUUGCGUCAUAACCAUGUUUUACGUUUAUUGUUGUGGAACAUUUUACAAUUAAAGUUGAGGGGUUUGAUAACGCCACA